AUGGAAGCUGCUGGUGCCUUGGAAAACUUCCCAUGCGUGGUCAUCAAAGGGGUUCGUGACUAUACUGAUAACCACAAACACCAGAAGUGCAUUUAG
Messenger RNA from Colletotrichum truncatum, 96 nucleotides. Its product is annotated as nb-arc and tpr domain protein. Gene Ontology annotation, biological process: nucleoside metabolic process. The record is from RefSeq and is a predicted model, not a curated record. NCBI's taxonomy places the organism in Eukaryota, Fungi, Ascomycota, Sordariomycetes, Glomerellales, Glomerellaceae. Gene Ontology annotation, molecular function: catalytic activity.